AUGAGUUUACUCGCAAUCCCGAGUAAACUGAAGAGUGUACCAGACCAGGAGGUGAGAAUUCUUCUCCUGGGCUUGGCUAAUGCUGGCAAAACUACACUCGUGAAGCAGCUUGCAUCUGAAGACAUCAGUCACGUGACACCUGCACAGGGCUUUAACAUCAAAAGUGUACAGUCACAACGUUUUAAACUGAAUGUCUGGGACACUGGUGGACAGAGGAAAAUCAGGCCAUACUGGAGGAAUUACUUUGAAAAUACGAAUGUGCUUACAUAUGUUAUUGACAGUGCAGACAGAGAACGAUUUGAAGAGACGGGUCAGGAACUAGCUGAAUUACUGGAUGAAGAAAAACUAAGUGGUGUCCCCGUGCUCAUCUUUGCUUACAAGCAGGAUUUGCUCACUGCAGCCCCUGCCUCAGAGAUUGCGGAAGGACUGAACCUACACACAAUCCGUGAGAGAGUCUGGCAGAUCCAGUCUUGCUUGGCACUAACAGCAGAAGGAGUACAGGACUGGCAUGAACUGGGUCUGCAAAAAUGUCAACGCUAA
Molecule: messenger RNA, 540 nt
Organism: Gracilinanus agilis (Agile Gracile Mouse Opossum)
Lineage: Eukaryota; Metazoa; Chordata; Mammalia; Didelphimorphia; Didelphidae
Product: ADP-ribosylation factor-like protein 3
Exons: 1
Coding region: 1-540 (179 amino acids)
Biological process (GO): cilium assembly
Cellular component (GO): microtubule cytoskeleton; cytoplasm
Molecular function (GO): GTP binding; GTPase activity
Source: RefSeq, a predicted model, not a curated record